Messenger RNA from Alternaria arborescens, 231 nucleotides. RefSeq lists its product as hypothetical. The transcript has 3 exons. Gene Ontology annotation, molecular function: protein heterodimerization activity. The record is from RefSeq and is a predicted model, not a curated record. Gene Ontology annotation, cellular component: kinetochore; nucleoplasm. Gene Ontology annotation, biological process: chromosome segregation; mitotic cell cycle; kinetochore assembly. Bases 1 to 231 code for a protein of 76 amino acids. Lineage: Eukaryota; Fungi; Ascomycota; Dothideomycetes; Pleosporales; Pleosporaceae.
AUGGCGCCAACUCUGUACCCCCGUGGUACUGUCAAGAAGAUCGUGAAGGCGCAUUCGAACCGGCAGAUGAGCAAGAAUGUGGAUAUACUGAUCUACCUCAAUUAUGCGUUGUUUAUGCAAGAACUCAUUAACGAAGCGAGUAUCAAAAGCAAACAACGUGGCGGGAGGGCUGUGUCGGCGAGGAGCGUGAAGAGGGUUAGUGAGGAUGUGUUGAGGAAGUACAAGGGUUGA